UGGGGGCGGCCGCCCCCGUUACCGCCGCCACCGAGCUCAACGCCACCGUCGCCGUCAUGGCCGAGCUGCCGCACCCCUCCACCCUCGAGGCGCUUGUCAUCACCGUCAUCAUUUUCAUGGCUUGCGUCGCCAUCAUCAUGGCUAACCUCAUCAUCAUAGCCACCUUCCUCAACUUCAGAGGCCCACCGGAGGUGAUCAACAUCUACCUGCUGUCGCUGGCGGUGGCGGACCUGCUGCUGGGGCUGCUGGUGGUGCCGCUGUCGGUGUACGCGGCCAUGGUGCAGCAGUGGGUGUACGGCGACCUGGUGUGCCGGCUGGUGGGCUACGUGGAGGUGACGCUGUGGAGCGUCAGCGUCUUCACCUUCAUGUGGAUGAGCGUGGACCGCUACCUGGCCGUGCAGCGGCCUCUGCGCUACGACACCGUGCAGAAGCACACGCACUGCCGCUGCUGGAUGGUCUUCACCUGGGUGUCGGCCGCCAUGCUCUGCUGCCCGCCGCUGCUCGGCUUCAACAAGCCCAGCUUCGACCGCGAUGCCUACGUCUGCAUGCUCGACUGGGGCAACAUGGCUGCGUACUCUGUCACGGUGGCGUUCCUGGUGCUGGGGCCGAGUUUGAUCACGAUCGUGUACGCCUACUCGUACAUCUUCACGAUGAUGAGCCGCCUGCGCAGCGGCGCACCCAUCCACGACAAGGAGUACGCGACGGCGCUGUCCGAGAACCUGUCCAACCCCAACCACGUCAUGUCGUUCGUGCUGGUCGUCUCCUUCUGGGUCUCGUGGACGCCGUACGCCGCCGUCAAGCUGUACGAGUACUUCGCCAACACUAAGUUCCAGAUCCCGUACCUGCACUUCGGCAUCGUGUGGCUGGGCAUCCUCAACUCGUUCUUCAAGUCGGUCAUCCUGGUGACGCUGAGUCCGCAGUUCCGGCUGGCGGCGCGCAUCGUCUGCAUCAAGCUGUGCCGCCGCUACAAGGGCCGGCUGCAGAGCGAGCUCAUCAGCAUGGAGGAAGACGACUGAGGCGCCUGCUGCCGCGGCAACCCUGCACAACCCACUCGUCGUCACCAACACUGAACACCACCCCACCCGCGAUCCCUCGCGCUUUUUACGACAAGUCACUUAUCUACCAGACUGUGCUAACCAGAAGCUGUGAUAAACCUCCAAAUAAGAAAAAUAAACUGGAAUUCCACUUUCUUUGCACCCCCACAAAGCUUAAUCCGUAUACAACCUAAAAUACACUCGUGACAGAAAAUAUUCGGCGAAAGCGGCGUAUAAAGCUAGUGAAACGGAGACCACGGCCUUGACACCACUAUCUGCAUAAAAUGUUAAACCAUAACGUAUUUUUUCCUGGUGGAAUCCUGCUUUGUUGAGUCAUCCACUGCUGAUUUCCCAUGUUUUCUUUUUUAUUAAGGUAAUGUCUUUUGUGGUUUCAGUAAUUUUUUCCACAUAUCCUUAUUAUUUCCCAUAUUCUAUAAUUUCCUCCUUCUCUAACAUUUUUCUUCCCUAAUUAAGAUGCUACCCAUUUCUAUACUCUCUAUUUUGGCCUAUUAUUAUGUUAAUGUCUGGUAUUCAGGCAUAAAUCACUGCUCACACUCCUACUAGUAUGGAAAUUAUGGUAUUACGCCAUAUCUGUCGCAAUUUAUUAUAGUUUUUGUUAAAAAUAUAAAACCAAUGCAGUAAAACUACUGUGAUUAUUGAUACUGCUUAAAACGGUUUAUACGCGUCUUUUAUGUAAGUUUUGUGAAGUACAAUUCACGCCACCAUUAUAAGCCUAUUUUUCAGCAACCGGCCUAACGAAAGCCGUGUCAUAAUUAUUUGCCAUACUGAACGAGGCCUCCUGUUAUAAUAAUAAUCUGUGCCAACGUCUUUUUCUUUUCUGAAUUUUCAGAAUACUGAUAUCUCAGCGUCUCACAUACAUUACUUACCAUCAGUAUCUCAGGUCAUAAAUUAUCCCAAGAUUCUAAUGUCAAAAUUCGACAUCUCAGUCUCCAAAGUUAUAAUGCGACUUCAUCACACGGGGUGCUACGUGGAAUAAUUACUGGAUGCAGAACACGUUAAUCUUUAUAGGUUCCUGUCCAAUGGUUCGACGUAUUUAUUCAUCCGUACUGAAUGUGCACCCCAUGGGUAACGCAGCACUAGAUUUGUGUGACUGGUGAAGUUUAUCUGAUUGGACAACCAUUAUUUACAAUGCUUUGGUGACUAUCCGGUAUUUUUUCAUGACUGCAGAUAAUAUUUUCUUGAAAGACGACACAUCCGUGCAUAGAUCUGCAGAAGAUAACAACAUUGUUUUAACAUACCAGACUGCACAGAGAUUAAGCAAUACUGAAAAAUUAUGUACACAAGGUGAUUCAAAAGCCGCAGCACAUUGAAGUCAUCAGUAUUCGAAUUGCUAAUUAUGAAGUUCGUACUAAGUUUUGGUCAAAAUUCCCAGAAGUCAUACCAGACGAAGAGUCUCAAAACUCAUUUCAAAAUACGAGUGGUAUUCGUAAAGGAAAAUUGGUAGACCUAGCCCGAAAAUAAUCAAAAUAACACAUAAUCUUAUGUUUCGUCCUGUAAAAAAAAUACAAAUACGAAUCGAAAUUUACCAUUUCAGUUAUAGCCAACUGCAACGUCACUCAUCUUACUGUAAACAGAAAGGAAUAUUAUCCUUACAUCGUCGUCAUCGAUUAACGGUGUAUUUCUGCGUGCUCAGCCGUGUUGUUGAAUCCCUUUUUAUGCACAGUAAUUCGACGACUAACCUAGCUCGCAACUUGGGAGGGUCGUCGAAAUUUUAUGUAUAAAAUCAGUGGAACAC
Schistocerca cancellata (South American locust) is the source of this 2790-nucleotide messenger RNA. Its product is annotated as G-protein coupled receptor 52-like. Lineage: Eukaryota; Metazoa; Arthropoda; Insecta; Orthoptera; Acrididae. Bases 57 to 1016 code for a protein of 319 amino acids. The record is from RefSeq and is a predicted model, not a curated record. The transcript has 3 exons. Gene Ontology annotation, molecular function: G protein-coupled receptor activity; peptide binding. Gene Ontology annotation, cellular component: membrane. Gene Ontology annotation, biological process: G protein-coupled receptor signaling pathway.